Molecule: messenger RNA, 4091 nt
Organism: Globicephala melas (long-finned pilot whale)
Lineage: Eukaryota; Metazoa; Chordata; Mammalia; Artiodactyla; Delphinidae
Gene: HCN1
Product: hyperpolarization activated cyclic nucleotide gated potassium channel 1
Biological process (GO): potassium ion transmembrane transport; regulation of membrane depolarization; sodium ion transmembrane transport
Cellular component (GO): dendrite; axon; membrane
Molecular function (GO): voltage-gated potassium channel activity
Source: RefSeq, a predicted model, not a curated record
GCCGCCGCGACGGACAGCCGGGCUCGGCGGCCGCCGGAUCGGACCCCUGCCCCCUCCGCUUCGUGUCCCCGGCGCUGGGCGGCCGGCGAGUCUGGAGCCCGCGCCGUCGCCGGCCGCGUCCCCCGGGCAUGGAAGGAGGCGGCAAGCCCAACUCGUCGUCCAACAGCCGGGACGAUGGCAACAGCGUCUUCCCCACCAAGGCGCCCGCGACGGGCGCGGGGCCUGCCGCGGCCGAGAAGCGCCUGGGCACCCCGCCGGGGGGCAGCGGGGCCGGCGGGAAGGAGCAGGGCAAUUCCGUGUGCUUCAAGGUGGACGGCGGCGGCGGCGGCGGCGGCGAGGAGCCGGCCGGGGGCUUCGAGGACGCCGAGGGGCCCCGGCGGCAGUACGGCUUCAUGCAGCGGCAGUUCACCUCCAUGCUGCAGCCCGGGGUCAACAAAUUCUCCCUCCGCAUGUUUGGGAGCCAGAAGGCGGUGGAGAAGGAGCAGGAAAGGGUUAAAACUGCAGGCUUCUGGAUAAUCCACCCCUACAGCGAUUUCAGGUUUUAUUGGGAUUUAAUAAUGCUUAUAAUGAUGGUUGGAAAUCUGGUCAUCAUACCAGUUGGAAUCACAUUCUUUACAGAACAGACAACAACACCAUGGAUUAUUUUCAAUGUGGCUUCAGAUACAGUUUUCCUUUUGGACUUGAUCAUGAAUUUCAGGACUGGGACUGUCAAUGAAGAUAGUUCUGAAAUCAUCCUGGACCCUAAAGUGAUCAAGAUGAAUUAUUUAAAAAGCUGGUUUGUGGUUGACUUCAUCUCAUCAAUCCCAGUGGAUUAUAUCUUUCUCAUUGUAGAAAAAGGAAUGGAUUCAGAAGUUUACAAGACAGCCAGGGCACUUCGCAUUGUGAGGUUUACAAAAAUUCUCAGUCUCUUGCGUUUAUUACGACUUUCAAGGUUAAUUAGAUACAUACAUCAGUGGGAAGAGAUUUUCCACAUGACAUAUGAUCUCGCCAGCGCUGUGGUGAGAAUUUUUAACCUCAUCGGCAUGAUGCUGCUCCUGUGCCACUGGGAUGGCUGUCUUCAGUUCUUGGUACCACUGCUGCAGGACUUUCCACCAGAUUGCUGGGUGUCUCUAAAUGAGAUGGUUAAUGACUCUUGGGGAAAGCAGUAUUCAUACGCACUCUUCAAAGCGAUGAGUCACAUGCUGUGCAUCGGGUACGGAGCCCAGGCCCCAGUGAGCAUGUCUGACCUCUGGAUCACCAUGCUGAGCAUGAUCGUGGGAGCUACCUGCUACGCCAUGUUUGUUGGCCACGCCACAGCUCUAAUCCAGUCUUUGGAUUCUUCAAGGCGGCAAUAUCAAGAGAAGUAUAAGCAAGUGGAACAAUACAUGUCAUUCCAUAAGUUACCAGCUGAUAUGCGUCAGAAGAUACAUGAUUACUAUGAACACAGAUACCAAGGCAAAAUCUUUGAUGAGGAAAAUAUUCUCAAUGAACUCAAUGAUCCUCUGAGAGAGGAGAUAGUCAACUUCAACUGCCGAAAACUAGUGGCUACAAUGCCUCUUUUUGCUAAUGCGGAUCCUAAUUUUGUGACUGCCAUGCUGAGCAAGUUGAGAUUUGAGGUGUUUCAACCUGGAGAUUAUAUCAUACGAGAAGGAGCUGUGGGUAAAAAAAUGUAUUUCAUUCAGCAUGGUGUUGCUGGUGUCAUCACAAAAUCCAGUAAAGAAAUGAAGCUGACAGAUGGCUCUUACUUUGGAGAGAUUUGCCUGUUGACCAAGGGACGACGCACUGCCAGUGUUCGAGCUGAUACAUAUUGUCGUCUUUAUUCGCUUUCUGUGGACAAUUUCAAUGAGGUCCUGGAGGAAUAUCCAAUGAUGAGAAGAGCCUUUGAGACAGUAGCCAUUGACCGACUAGAUCGGAUAGGAAAGAAAAAUUCAAUUCUUCUGCAAAAGUUCCAGAAGGAUCUGAACACUGGAGUUUUCAACAAUCAGGAGAACGAGAUCCUGAAGCAGAUUGUGAAACACGACAGGGAGAUGGUGCAGGCCAUCGGUCCCAUCAGUUACCCUCAAAUGACAGCCCUGAAUUCCACGUCUUCAACUACCACCCCGACCUCUCGCGGGAGGACGCAAUCUCCGCCGGUGUACACAGCCACCAGUCUGUCUCAUGGCAACCUGCACUCCCCCAGCCCCAGCACACAGACCCCCCAGCCGUCGGCCAUCCUCUCGCCCUGCUCCUACGCCACUGCGGUCUGCAGCCCUCCCGUUCAGAGCCCGCUAGCCACUCGAACUUUCCACUACGCCUCCCCCACUGCUUCCCAGCUGUCACUCACUCAGCAGCAGGCACAGCAGCCACCGCAGACCAAGCAGCAGCCCCAGACUCCACAGACACCCAGCAGCUCCGCACCGAAAAACGAAGUGCACAAGAGCACGCAGGCGCUUCACAACACCAGCCUGACCCGAGAAGUCAGGCCCCUCUCGGCCUCGCAGCCCUCGCUGCCCCAUGAGGUUUCCACCCUGAUUUCCAGACCACAUCCCACUGUGGGCGAGUCCCUGGCGUCCAUCCCUCCACCCGUGACCACGGUGCACGGCUCGGGCCUGCAGGCAGGGAUCAGGGGCACGGUACCCCAGCGGGUCACCCUGUUCCGACAGAUGUCAUCGGGAGCCAUCCCCCCCAGCCGGGGAGUCCCACCGGCACCCCCUCCACCAGCAGCUGCUCACCAGAGGGAGUCUUCCUCAGUCUUACAUACAGACCCAGAGACAGAAAAGCCAAGAUUUGCUUCAAAUUUAUGAUGCCUGCUGAUUGUCAAAGCAGAAAGAAAUACUCUAAUAAACUGAGAAUAUUCUCAGAUCUUAUUUUAUUCUAUCUCCUGAUAGAUCCCUAUAGCCUACUAUGAAGAGAUAUUUUAGACAGCUCUGGCCUACAUGCAAAAUGUAAAAAAUAUAUAUAUAUACACACAUAUACUAUUAAAUCUAUAUCUAAAAAUCUCAAGAAAAGUUCAAAAGACUUGUUUAGCAUUCAGUGUUUUAUGUCUUCCUUUCUUUAAAUCAUUAAAGGAUUUAAAAUGUUGUUGUAAGAUUAUUUAUUUUUAACCUACUUUUACUUAAUUCCUUUGAUAUAUGUAUUUCUCUAUUUUAUGAAGAGUUCUUGGAUUCAAUGGAAGCAAAACUGAUUUUAAAAAGGCAACUCAAGUGAGCUACUAAACAGCACCAAUCAAAACUUUUCUCAUUAGCAGUGUCUCUGCAUCUAAAUUGUUAAUCAUCAGUUACGGAGGAUUAAAUAGCAAGUCCCAUUUUCUAGAUCUAAAUUGUAUUUUGGUGCUUUGAAUUUUGAAUUAGGUUAAAGAACACACCAUAUGCUUGGCCAUGGUAGGAGACCAGCAUUGACGCUGUUAUGACUGUCUCUAACCACAAACAUGUCCAUCGAUCUUUCAGAAAGCUGAGGGGAUAUUUCUCUUCAUGUGUUAUCGGACUUUUACCAAGACUCAAUCAAUGUUAGUUGUAAAUAACUUUUUCAACCCAAACAAAGAUAGCUAUUCUGUGCUGUGUGAAGGUAAAAGUCAUCGUUUAAGAAUUUAGUUUUAUUGCUUCACUUCAAAACUUAGAGUUUUAAAUUUUACAACACCUAAUUGUGACAGUUAGUCAACUGUAAUGCAAUGGCUUGAAACCUACAAUAUUAUUUUAACCUGCAAUGUUUUAUGCAAAAUUGUAUGCUCGAUUCUACAAAUUGCUUGUAUUACACCAAAAAUCAUUACUUUUCUUCCUUCUUGCCAUAAUCAAGCAUCUGAAAAUAAUCCCUGCAUGCUUUUUGGAAAAAAAGAAAAUACAUUCAAAGCAGUCAUUGUAGGGAAAGGCUUACAGUAUUUCUCAUUUCUGGAAAAGUAUAACCAUUCAUUAAUUGCCUAUCUUAAAAUUCCUAUAAGGCUGACUUGGAUCUCUGACUUAAGUAUAGAAGUGAGGUUUUCACUUUCAUUUAAUGUUAUUAUUAUUAUUAUCAUCAUUUAAAUAAUGAUUUGUAAACCACAGCUUGAUUUGGAGUUGCCAGUGUGUUCUGUGUCUUCACUGUAAUUGGUAGUUUACUGCGGUGUUAAUUUUAAAAAAUAAAUACACUAUAGCAUCAUA